Messenger RNA from Phialemonium atrogriseum, 1392 nucleotides. RefSeq lists its product as uncharacterized. The record is from RefSeq and is a predicted model, not a curated record. Bases 182 to 1180 code for a protein of 332 amino acids. Lineage: Eukaryota; Fungi; Ascomycota; Sordariomycetes; Cephalothecales; Cephalothecaceae. The transcript is spliced from 4 exons. Gene Ontology annotation, molecular function: nitronate monooxygenase activity.
UCGGCAUAUUUUGGGUUGAUGAAUACUGCUGGGAACACAAGCCGUUGCGAGUCAACCUGACCCGGGGUAUAUUUGUUAUUCUCUCUGUAUCUUCUCUCUCUCCCAAUUCUCCAGGUUUCCUCCCAUUCUUUCCGACCCGUCUCACAUUUCCCGUAUUUCCGUAACGUUUCGGCCGGUCAACAUGGGGUUCAAUACAGAGUUGACGCGCCGGCUCGGUAUCACAGUCCCCAUCGUGCAGGGUGGCAUGCAACAUGUGGGGUACGCAGAGCUGGCAAGUGCUGUGUCCAACGCGGGCGGGUUGGGCAUCCUUACGGCCCUGAUCUGGCCUGAGCCCGAGGGUCUGCGACAGGAGAUUCGCCGGUGCAGGAAGAUGACCAGCAGGCCAUUCGCCGUCAACAUCACCCUGCUCCCGGCAUUGGUUCCGCCCGACUACGAGGCUUACGCCCAGGUCGUCAUCGAUGAGGGCAUCAAGAUCGUCGAAACCGCCGGCAACUCCCCCGGCCCAGUGAUUUCUAAGCUGAAGAAGGCAGGCUGCAUCAUCCUGCACAAGUGCACCGCCAUCAGGCACGCCCUGAGCGCCGUCAAGUUGGGGGUCGAUUUCCUCAGCAUCGACGGCUUUGAGUGCGCCGGUCACGUCGGCGAAUCCGACAUCACCAACUUCAUCCUCCUCUCCCGGGCCCGGCAGACGCUCAAGAUCCCCUUCAUCGCCUCGGGCGGCUUCGCCGACGGGCAGGGCCUCGCGGCGGCGCUGUGCCUGGGCGCGUGUGGCAUCAACAUGGGCACGCGGUUCCUGUGCACCGUCGAGGCGCCCGUGCACCAGGCCAUCAAGGAGACCAUCGUGCGGGCGCAGGAGACCGACACGGCCCUGGUGCUGCGGCGCUGGCGCAACACGACGCGCCUGUUCCGCAACCGCGUGACCGAGGAGGCCCUCCGCGUCGAGCGCGAGAGCACCACGGGCGAGUUCGCAGAGGUCGCCCCCUUCGUCAGCGGGAAGCGCGGCAGGCAGGUCUUCCUCAACGGGGACCCCGAGUACGGCGUCUGGACCGCCGGCCAGGUCAUCGGCCUCAUCCACGACAUCCCCACCUGCAAGGUCCUGAUUGAGAGGAUAGAGCGCGAGGCCGAGGACACCCUGAGGGAAAAGCUCGGCAUGGCUGCCCUGUCGUCGCAAAGCAAGUUGUAGGUUUGCGACGAGACGGAGGGUGUAGAAUGAGGCUGAGGUGGUUUGGGGGGAGAAGCGGUGGUAGUAGGGGAAAGAAGGAUGGAGUAUUUCGAGAUCCUAUCUGUAGGAUAGAUAGUAGACCCAUCGUGGCAGUUAGAUAUAGCAUCAUCAUUUUUGCCCAUUACGACCAACAACGACGCAUCACGGCACGAUAAAACUAACUGUAUACCAAC